Molecule: messenger RNA, 4331 nt
Organism: Cinclus cinclus
Lineage: Eukaryota; Metazoa; Chordata; Aves; Passeriformes; Cinclidae
Gene: TTPAL
Product: alpha tocopherol transfer protein like
Exons: 5
Coding region: 599-1618 (339 amino acids)
Cellular component (GO): membrane
Molecular function (GO): phosphatidylinositol bisphosphate binding
Source: RefSeq, a predicted model, not a curated record
UUGCAGCCUCCUCGCCCCUGUGCCCGGUCGGCCGCUCCGGCGCUCGGGUUUGGUGCUGCCCAGCCCGGGCUGUACGUGGUGAAACGCGUCCCCGGGAGCGAUCCCGGGGGCCCUCCCGAGCAGCUGGGGAAGGUGAGGUGGGAGCGAGGCAUUGAGAGGUCUGUCAGUGCAGGAGGAAGGUGGUUAUGGGUGACAGUGUCCCUGUGGCAGGCGGCUCCGUGUGACAGCCAGGAGCGGUGUGAUGAGCUAUGAGUGACUGAAGACGAACAGGUCAGCAAAAUGAAGCCGUAUUUCCCUGCCAGUCGCAGGUCCAGCUAAAGGAAUUAUGGCAGACUCGUGAUUUUUAAAUUUUUACUCAUCGCUGUCUGCUUGUGACUGGAUUUGGAAUUUCAGCUCAGACAUAUUGGCAUCACCCUGUAAAGUUAAAACUAGAUUAAGCCAGCCUCAAUACCCAUACAGUGCCAGCAUAAGAGUCUGCAAUUUUCUUACCUGCUCAUCCAGUCUGUGUACUACAGCCAUUUCUUACGUUCCUGAGUGCUGCUGUUCGUGAAUUGCUCAAAACAUUCCCCUGGGCAGAGGUGUUGAUUCCUGCUACAUUAUGUCAGGAGAGAGCGACUGCACCAGGACAAGUCCGUCAGCAGGGUCUCCAUCGGACAAUGAGCUCCUGCCAGACCGACCAAAGUAUGUUUGUACCCUGUCUCCUGAGCUUGUUACCAAAGCCCGGGAGGAGCUCCAGGAGAAGCCUGAAUGGAGGCUUCGUGACGUGCAGGCACUCCGAGAUAUGGUGUGCAAGGACUAUCCUUCCCUAGGGACGUGCCUGGACGAUGCUUUUUUGCUAAGGUUCCUCCGAGCCAGGAAGUUUGAUUACGAUCGAGCCCUUCAGCUCCUGGUGAACUACCACACCUGCAGGAGGACCUGGCCAGAGGUGUUCAGUAACCUGAAGCCAUCUGCAAUAAAGCCUGUCCUGGAGUCAGGCUUUGUCACUGUGCUGCCUCACCGCGACCCGCAGGGACGCCACGUCGUCUGCAUCCGCCCAGACAGAUGGACACCCAGUAAUUAUCCGAUUACCGAGAACAUUCGUGCCAUAUACUUAACCUUAGAAAAACUCAUUCAGUCCGAAGAGACCCAGGUGAAUGGAAUUGUAAUCCUGGCAGACUACAAAGGAGUCAGCUUAUCUAAGGCGUCUCAUUUUGGUCCUUUUGUAGCCAAAAAAGUGAUUGGAAUUCUUCAGGAUGGAUUCCCCAUUCGAAUAAAGGCUGUUAACAUAAUUAAUGAGCCUCGUAUAUUCAAAGGCAUUUUUGCAAUCAUCAAGCCUUUUCUGAAGGAAAAGAUUGCAAACAGGUUUUUUCUUCAUGGCUGUGAUCUGAAUUCCCUUCACCACAACAUUCCUCCAGUGAUCCUUCCUGAAGAGUAUGGUGGUACUGCAGGCAAGCUGGACAUCUCUGCCUGGAACGAGCUGCUGCUGGCCUCUGAAGAGGACUUCGUGCAUGAUUUCUCAGAGCUGGUGCUCCCGUGUGACAGCUCUCCCCAUGACCUGCUAGUGAGUGGGGAUGCUGAUGAAAAGCAGUGUGAUGAUUCCCUGCGAGGGAUGAAACCUCAGCUCUAUUACUGUUACUAACAACCCACUGGAAGGAAGUUUUCCAGCACAGUUAAGAUCUGCUCUGCUAGGUGAUGUUGGGAACUCUGCCUUACUCCUAAACCUGCAGUUUAGGGACAGACUGCUGAGGCACUUUACACUGUAGAACCAAAGGAAGCUGGAGAGGGCACAGUGGAGGCAGGGCAGAGUUCGGGAAGGGUAAAAGCAAAGAGCACAAGUUAUGUAGAAGACUUGAGGCUCAUCAACUCCUGUGUGAAUGGUGCAAACUAGCCUAUUCUUUCUAAUGAUAAAGGGAAAAAUUAUUGCAGAUAGGUAAGCUUGACAAUUUCUUGUCGCCACCCCACGCAGGUGAAAAGUGAGGAUGAUUUUUGAGCUUUGUGAUUAUCUGGUCCCUUCCCCUUCUGCAAACACUAGUAAUCCAAGACAAGAAAAUGGCUUUUGAACUCUGCAAAAUACAAUUCUGUAGUGAAGAUUGCUUAAAACAGUAAAAGUCUAACUUGGCCUAUCGUCUGUCACGUGGUUCAGAUUAUGAGUUGGUGUUUCUGAAAUCUCAGUGAAUAUUUGUUUCAGAUUAAUACAGAACAAAAUUUACACAUGAAUGCUUGUAUGGAGAUAAUCUCUUGAACUUCCUCACAGCUGGAAGAACUGUGACUGAUGAAUUAACUACCAUUAACAUCCAUACCAUGGUUUAGACAGCAGAUGCAAUCUUCAUUUUCAGAAAACAGCAAAGUUUUCAGAUCAUUUACUAAUAAUUUAUUUUGAUUGGACAACAGCUUCAAAUAAUGAGGUUCAGGACCAAAUAAAAGCAAGCUGUGUCAGCCACCACCUUCCCCCCAUUGAUAGUUCUUUUCUGGUUGAGAUAAGGAAUUGGGUAAGUACCUCAUACCCAGGUGAGGUGUGAGGUUUUGUAGCUAUUGGCAUGUGAUGUAUAGAAGGCAAUACUUCAUGUAAGACAGCAAGGUGCUGCUUUAGCUUGUUACUUCGGGCUGAAUUUGAGUUCAAAGUCUGUGAAACCAAAUGCAGACAGACUUUUUAAAAGCACAUUCUUAAAUUUCCUGAUAUUGUAGCAUUCUGUUCACUGUGCUUGUCAGCUCUUCUGUGAAAUGUUACAACUUGGUUUUUAACUUUGUUGACCUCUUUUGUCUUUAGUUGUCAUGUUCUUGUAUGAAGUCAGACUUGAAUCAUUGCUGUGAUAUUUACCCAUACCUUGUAUGCCUGUGCUUCUAGGUCUUUGUUUAGAGACAGAACUAACAUUGAUGUCAAACCAGGGUAAGAUACCUGUGUCUGAAUAAGCUGUUCCCACUCCCUAGGUUCAUCUUGUUUAAUGGUCUUGAAUUAGAACUUAACUCUCAGCACACUCUUUGCACACAUUUUUCUGCACUAUAAGGGUGUGGAGAUGGGACACCUCACUAGGAUGAGGAAAGCACAGUCUGUUACUUCAAGGUGAAAUAAUUCACUAUUUGGUGGAAAAGAACGUCCCUUCUAAUUGGGAACUUAUCACUAGAGCACUUUCUCUGGAUGAAAUACUGAUUUAGUGCCAAAUGUGAUUACAGGCACCAGUUAUGUUUCUGUAAAUAUAAAACUAAAUUAUCUUGAGGAUCUCAGACAUUCAUUUUUCAAAGUGCCAAACUCUGUUUUGAAUGUUGUUCUUCCUCUCAGCCCCCUGGCAGCGUGACUGCACUGCCAAAAGGAGACUCCUCUACAACUAACAACUUCCUGACCAGGCAGCAGGCCUCAUCCUGGAACUCAGGGGUGGCAAAUGCCAUACCUGUCAUCCAGACAUUAGAAAAAGAGACUGGGUUCUGAAAAGGGGUAAAACUAUGAAGCUUUUUUUUCUUUUCUGGGUGGUAGUUCAAAAUCUGUAGUAGCAGAAAACUUAUCACAUGAACAGUGAUAGACUGAAGGUCGAAAGACCUUCCUUUUCCUCAGUGAAAGCAUCUUGUUUUUACCUUAAAUUGUAACUCCUCUUUGAUAACUAUUACCUGUAGUCCAGGGAAAAAACAAACUACCAUUUUCAUCUACUUAAAAUAAGGUAAAAGAGUACUGCUAGGCAGCUCCUCCUUUUUGUCCAGAAUAUGCUCUGAGUUUUGCAGAAAUUAAUUCAGUUUUUUGAUACCUAGAAGCCAGUAGCAUGCAGCACCAGGACUUGGACAGAUAAGUGGCUCCCCACACUGCUGAACUGCUAGAACAGAGAGGGUGGUGCCUCUGUUGUUUUAGUGCCUCAUAAUUCCAGUCACAAUGUACAGCUGAAAAGAACAGAAAGGACCAUUUGAUAGUCUUUAAUUGUGUUACAGGGUUAGAAGUGGGGGUAUAUUGACUGUAGGAACUGCUACUUUCAUCCCUCUGUGUAACUACUAAAGAUGGAGGUUAGAUAUUCAAAAUUCAAUUUAGUGUCCUUCAAAAAGAAGUAAAUGCAGUGCUUUUCAGCAGAAGGCUGAGGAAGCUCUGCAAAACUCGCCCUUUUUCAGGCUUUUCUAUUUUCUUGCAUGCCUUAAAUAGUAGGCAGACAAGAUCCAGCUCACCCUCUUCUUUCCUCUGCUCACUAAGAAUAAAGAAUAUGACAUAAUAAAUGAGGUUAUAUGGUUUGGCUGGGGUAGAAUUUUCUUCUGAGGAGUCUGUGGCACUGAGUGAGCAGCCAUGCUGCUGGCUGGGGUUAAACCACAAUUGCCAGUACUGAAAAGUGCCAGUCUUGUGCCUCUAGAACUUCUUUUUCUUAAAGCUGGUUCCUGGGCAG